AUGAAUGAUUCUAGGCAGCAGUCACUGUUCUUCAUCACCUUUCCAGAUUUACACAAACUCUGUGCUGUCCGGAUAAUACUGAGUGAAAGAGUGGCAGAUACUGAAAUUAGGAGUACACAAAUGAAAAUGUGCAGGCAAUUGCUAUUUUUACAUCAAGAUAUUCUUACAGCACCUGUGCCUGGAAUAUUAAACCAAAUUUGGGUGGUGAUGGCGAUAUCAUUUUUUAAAGCUGGGAAUCUCAAUGCCUACAUUGAAAAUCAUGGAGCUAAGCCUGGCCAGCAGCCACUGUUAGCCUCUGUUCCUCAGUCUGCUGGGGUUCAGGACAUGUUAGACAUCAAUGUAACAGAAACUCACAUUUGUCUGAGUAUAGAGGUUUGCACUAUCAGGCUGCCACCAGCUGAGCUAAAGGAGUUCGAUAUUUCUCAGAAUAUUUUACAAGAUUUUUAUGCCAAUCAGCAUGCUGUCAUUGAGAAACAUUCCAUUUUGAGCAACUGGUGCUAUGUUUUACCAAGUAUGAAAAUGGGACAAAUUAUAAAUAUUCUCCAUGCCAUACCCCCUGAUAGUCCAUUUCACUCAUUCAAAGAUCUCCAGAUGCAUUGGGAUGACCUGUAUGGAUAUAAACUUCCAGAAGAAUGUGGAAAGAUGAAAAUAUACUGCAACAUCUACUUCAAAAUGAUUGGAGAAAGGACUUUCACAUAUCCUCUCACUUGCAUCAGAAGUCAGCCCGUUCAGUUCUUCCCAAGAAUAGAUUUGGAAGGUGUAUUAAAAAGUUUCCUUUCAGAUUUAAAAUCUAUACUGCCUCAUAUAUGUGGAUUUCCCAUAAAGAUGACAAAUAAACCAUGCUACUACACACAGGAACUCAGCAAACCUAUUAUACAGGAAAGCAAAGUCAAGCCACCCAAUCUGACCACUAAAAAACCGUUCAGGGUUUCUCUGACCCAGGUCAGUUCCACAGGACCUGCCUGGACUCCAAGUCUCCAACCGUGUUCAAUAUCAGCCGACCACAAGGGGGAGCCCCUCAGGCUGUCACAAGCAGGUCCUUCCUCAGCGCCGCUUGGCCAGCCAGAGUCUGUGCAGGGCAGGAAACAGCCCCUGCCUUCCAGGAUACCACAGCCACAGCUGGAAGAGACACAGUCCCAGAGAGGAAAUGCACAAGUUCAACACACAAGUCUAAGCUCCAAUAGAAACAUCACCCCAAAAUUCAUUCCAGUUUUCAAACCUAGAUUGUCACAGAUGAACAAAAAUAUCUCAACACUUAGCAACCUGAAAAGAAAUCAUGUUACAGAAUCUAAGUUGCUUUCACUUAAAACUAGUAUAACACAGGAAAACAAACUGAAAUUAGACCCAGCUAUUAAAAAAAGGAACAUUCAGGUACAUGCUAGAAAAGUAAAUCAAAAUAGCUCCAGAUCUUUGCAAGAAAAAAAUAUGGAGCCCUCUGAGCAUAAGUCAAGACAUUCCACUUCUUAUGGACAAUCAGCUCUGAGCUUAAUUGAGAGCAACACGCUCACCAGCAGCGCGGUAUUGAAGAUGCCAAAUAAUGAUUUAGGUGUGAAAAAAAGCACUAAUGAUAUCCAGGUGGAUGGAAAAGACAACUUAACAAGGAGAUGCAUAGCACAAAUUAUAGGGAAAAGCCACGAGUCGCUAAAACUGAAAAAUAAACCACACAUUUUUGAGUCAGACAUAGAAACUGAAGGUCCCCAAAUACUGCAACAACAAUCAGCAAAUCAAACUGAAGAAGCCAAUAUUGGUGACCACAGAUUGACAGUAAGCAAAAGAACCCACAAAUUGAAAAGAAAAGCUUGUCCAGAGUCUUCAAAACCUUCGAAGAAGUGUCAUUCCAACUCUAGUCACCACAAGGAAUCCAGCUCUUUGGGAAACCAGGUACCAUACUCAGAUAAAUCAAAACAUAAGAAAUCUCUCAUCAUUUCUAAGGCUUAG
This is a messenger RNA of Dipodomys ordii (Ord's kangaroo rat), 1938 nucleotides long. Its product is annotated as chromosome unknown open reading frame, human C18orf63. Bases 1 to 1938 code for a protein of 645 amino acids. NCBI's taxonomy places the organism in Eukaryota, Metazoa, Chordata, Mammalia, Rodentia, Heteromyidae. The transcript has 11 exons. The record is from RefSeq and is a predicted model, not a curated record.